UGGCGUUUAGAGCUCGUGUCGUGUCACGUUACCUGGCAGACGGAAGAUUCAGCCAUUUCGAGCAAGUGCUCUUCGCUUCACCUCUGUCUUUUACAAGAUAAUCAAUUUAAAAUACAAAUCUCACGGAAAUCUGCGUACACAUUUAAUUCAGUUCGUCGCUCAUCGGUGUGGUUUUUAAUAACUGUCGCUAUUUGUCAUUGUGGGUGCGGCUCUGAUAGGGCAAAACGGAUUUAUACGGAUAUUUAUAACUACAAUUUUUACGUGUUUCACCUGUUUUCUUCAUCUACGCAAUCAACAUGAUACGUCCAUAUCUGCUCGUCUUACUACUCGUGCACGAUGUGUUUGGUUGUGUUACAGAUGAAGUUAUGACACCAGAUGUGAUGGAGGGCGAGUCUGUUACUCUUGACUCUUGUUUUCCCAAAAUACAGACUGAAGAUGAGUGGGAGUGGAAGUUUGGAGACUCUGACGGUGUUACUAUAGUUAAAAAUGGUUUAAUAUAUGACACUGAUGAUGGGUUAUUCAAUAACCGACUGCAGCUGAACAGUCAGACCGGAGAUCUCACCAUUAGAAACACCAGAAUGAAACACAAAGGAGUUUAUGAUCUAAAGAUCUUCAACAGCACACAAACACAUGUACACAAGAUAUUCAAACUUACUGUCCUCGAUCCGAUUCCUCCGAAAGUGUUUGCGGUGGAGGGAGAAUCUGUUACUGUGACCCAUGACGUCGCUUGCGUACAGAAAUGCGAUUUGAUCAGGUGGAUGUAUGAAAAAACUAUCAUCGCUGAAAUCAAUAAACAGAACAAUCGCGAGCCACCCUAUAAAGAUGUUUUAGAGAGAAAAUUCAUGGGCAGACUAAAGUUAGAUGAUCAGACUGGAUAUCUCACCAUCACAAACCUCACAACCACAGACGCUGGACUUUAUAAACUACUGUUGAUUAACAAUGUUCUCAAUUACAGGACGUAUCGUCUUAUAGUUAGUGGGUCGGGACUGUCAUCAGGUAAUAAAGUACUGAUCGGUGUCCUCCUGUUCGUGGUGUUGGCGGCAAUAAUCAGUGAGAUUAUAUUUUAUUGCAAAUGUAAACAAUUGAAACGCACAGCGGUUCCUAGUGAGGAUGAUGGUAAAGAACCCCUUAAAAAGCAGUAAUUUAUAGCAUCGGUUAGUUGUUUAUAACAUCAACCUGCUGUGUGCUGUAGAUGUACUGUUGAAGGCCAUCUCCGGUUGCAUUUGUGAGAAAGUUUGCAUUUAUUGCUGAUGUUAAAAAGUAAAAAAAAAACAUGUAUUAUUUCUUUAUGCCUGUUGCCUAUCGGCUGGUGUUUGACUUGCUCAUGCUUCAUGUUGUGGGACUGCCGAUAUAAAAGUUCUAAUGAAAAACAUCAUAUAAUCUUAUAAUGUAUAAUCUCUAUAAGCAGCUGUUUUUGAUGAGUAGUUGUGAUCCUGACAGCUACUGAAUGUAAAUGCUGUCUUGAGAGCGGAUGUAUAGACGCCAGGACACUUUGCUUUUUUAGUAUCACAUAGACUGUGUUUUCAGUUAUAAUUGAUCUGCAUUCAUGCUGAUGUUACUCUGGCCGUUUCUCAAUCCGAAGGCUGCAUCCUCCGGAGGUCGCAUAUGCAAACGUCAUAUCUGGUUUAUUUAAGUUAACAGAGCAUUACAUUCGCAAGUCAUAAGCUUAUAACAACAAUUUACGAUUAACUAAGAUUAAUAGUCAACUUUAUAAUUGUUAAUAUUCUGAAUUAAGAUAGUCUUGAUGACGUAUGCAGCCUAGAAAGGCGACCUCCGGAGGCUGCAGCCUUCGGAUUGAGAAACGGCCUUUAUUGAGAUGUAUAUACACUACUGGCCUCUAGUGGACAAUCGAUGAACAUGCUUAUUUUUUCCGUUUUCAGUCCAUCUGAAUUGUUUACAUUUUUAAAGUGAUUUUUAUUGAAAUUCAUUGUGUAAUAUAAUUGCCAAAUUUACUUUUUAUUACAAACUCCUUAAGUUUCCUUUUUGUUUAUGUAUAGUCCAAUUGCCUUGACUUUUUUUGGUUCUCAUGUGUUUACAUGACUCAUAAUUCAGCAUUAAAGAUCUUUGUUCUAUAUUG
Messenger RNA from Paramisgurnus dabryanus, 2077 nucleotides. The record is from RefSeq and is a predicted model, not a curated record. NCBI's taxonomy places the organism in Eukaryota, Metazoa, Chordata, Actinopteri, Cypriniformes, Cobitidae.